Molecule: messenger RNA, 2889 nt
Organism: Daldinia caldariorum
Lineage: Eukaryota; Fungi; Ascomycota; Sordariomycetes; Xylariales; Hypoxylaceae
Product: PLP-dependent transferase
Exons: 4
Coding region: 150-2531 (793 amino acids)
Biological process (GO): biotin biosynthetic process
Cellular component (GO): mitochondrion
Molecular function (GO): magnesium ion binding; S-adenosyl-L-methionine:8-amino-7-oxononanoate transaminase activity; dethiobiotin synthase activity
Source: RefSeq, a predicted model, not a curated record
ACCACGGCUGCAUGUUAGUGGGGUAUAAAUUGUUGCCUUUUCCCGGAUUAAUUGGACAUAUUGCUGAGCACGUAAUUUUGCAUCUGGGUUUGGCCGCUGUAACAACAACAAGAAACAACUCAGAAUCCCACGAGGGUGGCGUAGUGUAAAUGGCACCCGUCCACCCUCUACUCUGGAGCUCCCUUCGAGUCUUUCAGGUCUAUGGAGCCAACACUGAUGUUGGUAAGACUAUUAUCGCCACGAUUCUUUGCAAGGCCGCCAAUAAUAUAUGGAAAAGGGAGCAAACAUCAUACUUGAAACCUGUUUCAACAGGCCCGGGUGAUGAAGCCGAUGAUCGCCAUAUCGAAAAAUACGCCCCUGGGGUCCUUCGCAAAACAUUGCUGCAGUAUGAUCUGGCUAUGAGCCCUCAUGCUGCAGCAAAGGGUAAGUUAGUGCCUUCGGAUAAAGAGCUCCUUUCUAGGAUAUAUGAAUUCGCAUCUCGGAGUGCGGCUCAGCAACCCGGGUGGCUCUUCAUAGAAACCGCCGGUGGCGUUCACUCUCCCGGACCGACUGGGACCACUCAAGCGGACCUAUAUGCGGCAAUACGAUGUCCCGUCAUACUGAUCGCCGACUCCAAACUUGGAGGAAUCUCAUUAACUAUCUCCGCUUUUGAAUCCUUAAAACUGCGGGGGUAUGAUGUUGAGAGCAUCCUCGUGUUCCAAGAUAGCGAAUAUGAUAACGAGAAGUACCUGAGAGACUACUUCACAGCUUCUCACGGUAUACCAGUUGCAUCGUUCCCGAAACCCCCUCCGAGGGUACAGAAUAAAGAUGCAGACGCACAGGCGAUGUUGCAAUACUACAAGGAUGAAAGUAGAAGUUCAGGCACUCUCAAUAUUCUCGAACAUCUAAACCAGAGACACCAGGCUCGUAUUAAGAGGCUUGAGUCUAUGCCUGAAGACGCGUAUAAACGAAUAUGGUAUCCCUUCACACAGCAUACGUCUCUCUCACCUGAGAAAAUCGUCGCCAUCGAUAGUGCUCGAGGAGACUUCUUCCAGACCGUGGUGCCAAGGAUAGAAAGGGCAAACAAUCAGCAUGUACCUAUUUUACAGCCUUCAUUCGAUGGUUCGGCGUCGUGGUGGACUCAAGGGCUUGGGCAUGGAAACCCAUCGCUUACUAUGGCCGCGGCCUACGCUGCAGGUCGUUACGGCCAUGUUAUGUUUGCUGGAGCCAUUCACGAACCCGCUUUAGCCCUAGCAGACACUCUUUUAUUAGGGAUGAAGAAUCCUCGUCUCACGCGCGUGUUCUACUCCGACAACGGCAGUACGGGUGUAGAGGUAGCGGUGAAGAUGGGCCUGCGAGCGGCUAGACUUCGGUACGGGUGGGAUACAAACACAGAUAUCGGAAUAAUUGGACUGAAGGGUGGUUAUCAUGGAGACACCAUGGGCGCCAUGGACUGUGCCGAACCGAGUACGUAUAAUGAAAACAUCGAGUGGUAUAACGGAAGGGGUAUCUGGUUUGACUAUCCGAGCGUUAAGUGCAGCCGUGGUCAAUGGAUCGUCGAAACGCCCGAUGAGCUGAAAGCAGAUCUUGGAGGUAACAAAACGUUCACGAGUCUAUCGGAUGUAUUUGAUAUCGACUCUCGAGAAUCCAACGAUGAACAAAAGGUGUACGAGCAGUAUAUCGAGAGAAGGCUAUCGUAUUACGUUACCAAUGGUCGAAAAUUCGGUGCUUUACUUAUGGAGCCGGUAGUAAUCGGAGCCGGAGGUAUGACAUUAGUAGAUCCCCUUUUCCAGCGUGCUCUUGUCAACGUGGUCCGUCGCUCAGCAAAACUGUUUGGUCAAUGUUCUGAGCCGGAUACAUCGGAUGCUACAUCUUGGACUGGUCUUCCUAUCAUAUUCGAUGAAGUCUUCACGGGAUUAUAUCGACUCGGAAGGUUUACCGCGUCAUCGUUUCUCAAAGUUGAAGCUGAUGUCUCUGUUCACGCCAAGCUCUUAACCGGUGGCUUGGUGCCACUUAGCACUACAUUGGCAUCUGAGAGUAUCUUUCAUGCCUUCGAGAGCGAUGACAAGGCCGACGCUUUACUCCAUGGACACAGUUACACAGCCCAUGCUAUCGGCUGCCAAGUCGCGGUAGAAUCGUUGAGACAGAUGCAGACGAUGGAGAAACAAGGUGAAUGGGAUUGGGCAAAAAGCAGCGAUUGGUCCGGGCGUCUAGUUGGGCAAGCUGACGCCAUCAGCCCCGAGGUAUGGUCCAUCUGGCCUUGGGACCUAUUGGAUUGGAUUUCGAAUCAACAUGAGCUCAUAGCCGGUACCUGGGCUCUCGGUAGCGUGCUUGCAAUUCAUAUGAAUGCUGCAGAUGGUCUUGGGUAUAAGAGCGAUGCAGCUCUCAAGUUACAAAGUGCUUUACUAGAAGGCGACCGAACGACCAUGUGGAAUAUUCAUAGCCGAGUUUUAGGUAAUGUAUUGUACCUGAUGGGCGGUCAAAAGACGAGCAAGGAUGACAUUACGGAGAUUGCAAGCGUGAUCAAACACGCCUUGACCAACUCAUAUUGAGGUGAGGGAAAAGCCGAUGUCAGGUGGUUUUUUAGUGUAUGAUGGGCGAAGUUGAUGAUUAGUAAAAGAAUAAACAAGUGAACAGAGAACAGAGUUGAUUGAAGUUUGAAGGUGGUUUAGUUUAGCCUUUAGGGACCUAGGUACCUGUACCUAAGGCACCAGUGAAACUGGUACCGGUAGCUCAAAGUCUUAUUAAUUAGUGGAUAGCAAGCCUUACAAAAGUAUAGUGCAUUUGAUAACUUCCCCCAUCUGGAACGUCUAGCGUAGGGGUUUAAAUUAGGAACAUCGUCGAAAGCUUAAAAGAGUUUAAGGGACAAUUUCGUCAUCAUCUGUUUUUUUCUGUUUGCUUCAACUUUUC